GUAAACAUGGCCGCACACAGAGCAGAGUGUUUGUGUUUGUGUCGCACUGUGGUAAACUAUCAGUUUGGAGCGAUUUAAACGCACCGUUUAGGUACACUUAUUAAUGACAUGACAUUAACAGCAGUUGUAAUUAACCACAGGAGCGUCUACUGAGACGUUAUCGUUUGAUAAACUACCACGUAUAGUUGUUAAAAAUAAACCUCGACGUGUACGUGUUUUUACUUGUUGAGUUUUUCGAGCUGGUCUGUUAAACACACGGAGGUCAGAAAUGUCAGUUUUAAGAUAGUGAGACGGCUGAUACUGAAAAGAAUGCAUAAUUAUCUCCUUUUGUUUGGACCCACUUUCCCUCAGCUCUGCCUUGUUUUGGGGGCGUUGUACCACAGAUGACUGUAUGUAUGCAGACGUCAUCGCUGCUGAAGGUGUCAUGUGUCACUUUUUAGAGUAAAGAAAUAGCUGCUGCAAGAAGCUGCGGUUGUCUAACUGACCUCCGGUGAGCCUAACUCCUGGUUUCCCCUAUGUCCAGCAGCCACGAUGAAUACAGCUUGAAGCACAUGAGCAACCUCAUGGGCAACAGGGGACAGAAAGCAGUGGACGAUGGAGAGCGGGGUCUCAUUGGGCCUUCAUCUAGGGAUGCUGCCACCAGUGGGGACAUCAUGGACCGAGAUCCCUCCACUCCGGUGUUCGUCUAUGUGUUGGCGUUCUUCUCUGCCUUGGGUGGAUUUCUCUUUGGGUAUGACACCGGGGUGGUCUCGGGGGCUAUGCUGCUCCUGAAGAAGGAGAUGAACCUGGACACUUUGUGGCAGGAGCUGCUGGUUUCCAGCACAGUGGGAGCCGCUGCACUGUCUGCCCUGAGCGGUGGCUCGCUGAAUGGUUGGCUUGGACGCAAGAUCUGCAUCCUGAUUGCCAGCUUCAUCUUCAGCGUUGGUGGCAUCAUCCUGAGUUUAUCUCCAAACAAGGAGGUCCUUCUUGUGGGCAGAAUUACAGUUGGUUUGGGUAUAGGUAUUGCCUCUAUGACAGUUCCUGUAUACAUCGCAGAAGUUUCUCCAUCUCACCUUAGAGGUCAGCUGGUCACUAUAAACGCCCUCUUCAUCACUGGUGGCCAGUUCAUUGCCAGUGUGAUCGAUGGGGCUUUCAGCUACCUGAGCCGCGACGGCUGGAGGUACAUGCUGGGUCUGUCCGUUGUCCCAGCUGCACUGCAGUUUGUGGGCUUCUUCUUCCUGCCAGAGAGCCCCCGCUGGCUUCUCCAAAAGGGCCGGAACCAAGAGGCCCGUCAAGUUCUCAGCCAGAUCCGAGGAGGCCAGAAUGUCGACGAGGAAUACGACAGCAUCAGAACCAGCAUCGAGGAGGAGGAGAAAGAGGGGGGUGGAGGAGGCCUUGUUAUUUGGCGCAUCCUCAGGCAUGGUCCGACCCGCAGGGCUCUCAUUGUUGGCUGUGGCCUCCAGAUGUUUCAGCAGCUGUCUGGGAUUAACACCGUCAUGUACUACAGCGCAACCAUUCUGCAGAUGGCGGGCGUGCGGGACGAUAAACAGGCGAUCUGGUUGGCAGCCGCGACUUCUGCUACCAACUUUGUGUUCACCCUGGUUGGAGUCUGGCUUGUGGAGAGAGUGGGCCGCAGGAAGCUGACACUGGGAAGCCUUAUUGGUACUGGUCUGAGUCUGACUUUGUUGGCAGUCGGCUUCUUGCUCUCAGCCCAGAACUCUCCACCCAUCACCCUCCACCCGUUUGACUCUCAAAACUCAACCUGCAGACUAUACGGAUCCUGCGAAUUCUGCAUGUUGGAUCCGGAUUGUGGAUUUUGUUAUCGUGAAAACAGCACCAGAGUGUACGAAUCCUCCUGCGUUCCCGUCAAUCAAGAGUCCAUAGAUCACGCGGCGUGGGGAAGGUGUUCCAACCUGACGGAGGCAACAGACAGUCCAAUCUGGGCCUACAACUACUGUCCCACAUCCUACUCCUGGAUCGUCCUGACAGGCCUCAUCCUCUACCUGGCAUUUUUUGCUCCAGGUAUGGGACCCAUGCCUUGGACGGUGAAUUCAGAGAUCUACCCACUGUGGGCCCGCAGCACCGGUAACGCCUGUUCAGCCGGGGUCAACUGGAUCUUCAAUGUCCUGGUGUCUCUGACCUUCCUUCACGUCGCAGAGUUUCUGACCUAUUACGGUGCGUUCUUCUUGUACACGGGCCUUGUGGUGUUGGGUCUCCUUUUCGUCCAGGGCUGCCUCCCAGAGACACAGGGUCUGCAGCUGGAGGACAUCGAGAACCUGUUCACCAGUCCGCUCUGCUCCUGUGGAGCCUCUUCACCCAACAACAAUCGCCACGUCCAGUACAUCCGGGUAAAAGGCAGCAACUACCUCCCUUCUGACAACGAUGCCUCAGAUGAAGAGUAGUCUGGGAUGAUUCCGUCUUUCCACUUUAUUUUUGGGUUUCCUGUCUUUUUUGAUUGAGGAUUGGGAAGACUGCCAAUGCGGAGAGGAAAGGUGGCUGCAAUCAAACAUGAACAAAAAAAAACAGCUUGAUUGAUUCUAACUGGCACUUUGCCUCGUCAAUCAUCUUGUUUUUUUCUUUCUACCUAUCUCUCACCAGGGAGUUGGUUUGGUCUGCUUUUAUUUUUGUUUCUAUUGUGCAUUCUUCUCAUUUCCCAUCAUCCUCUCUGUCAUCAUAAAAGGAAUCAUUGGAGCAAGACUUUCCAGGAUAUGGUUGAACAAUGUUCAUUUAAACAGUGUUGCUGGGAUAAUUAACGUUGCUAGGAAAGUCGUAGUAUGUUGUGAAAUGAUUGAAUAUCACAAAACCAAAAACAGAUGAAGAUAAUCUUUACUUUAAGUACAUUUAUUGAUGAACUGGUUUUCCUUUUCUCUGCCAGUAGCAUUUUCAAAACAAAAUAUUUGUUUUUUUAAUCCAGUGAGUUCAGAAACUGGUCGACCAGGUUCCUGACUCAGCAUUUCAUCAGCCUUUGUAAACUGUCAAGAUAAUUUUAUUUCCAGAUUUUAAAAACAAUCUCUUUGCAUGACUUCAGUGUGAUCAUCCAUCUUUUAUAGACACACUCACUCCACAAGUUUGAUAUACCAGCAAGACUGUGUUUGUAUGCAGGCCUUAAUGAUCUGUAAUUGAUGAAGAUGUCAGAAAUAAGGGAACCACAAUGUAGAGAAGAGACAGUUUCAAACACUAUCGCUGGUUUCUGCCUUCUUUGCAUAUGUGUACAUUCUGUAGCGAGUUAGAGUCUUUCAAAACACAUUCCUGUCAAAACCACUAACAUGGGUUUUAUCUUUUAAUCUGUGUUGGUGUAAAACAAGUCAAUUGAUUGUGGUUUGCUGCUAAUGUCUGCACAGUGGGAGAUAUUGCACUUUUAAAAAAACCAAAAGGUGUCUUUUUUUUCUUAGAAAAAAGGUUUAUAUAUAUAGAUAUAUAUGAGAUUGCUAGAACUAGUCACUCAAAUCUAUACAUUUUUUUUUAGCAAGGUUCAGAAUUCAGCCCGGCACACUACGGAGCGAUGGGGUCUGACAAUGCCAUAGCCUAUAUAACUGUGAGUACUGCAUUAAGGGAGUGUGCCAAUAACUUUUCUGC
Thunnus maccoyii (southern bluefin tuna) is the source of this 3555-nucleotide messenger RNA. Its product is annotated as proton myo-inositol cotransporter-like. Bases 516 to 2381 code for a protein of 621 amino acids. Gene Ontology annotation, cellular component: membrane. Lineage: Eukaryota; Metazoa; Chordata; Actinopteri; Scombriformes; Scombridae. Gene Ontology annotation, molecular function: myo-inositol:proton symporter activity. The record is from RefSeq and is a predicted model, not a curated record. Gene Ontology annotation, biological process: transmembrane transport. The transcript is spliced from 10 exons.